Seriola dumerili (greater amberjack) is the source of this 3022-nucleotide messenger RNA. RefSeq names its product IQ motif and SEC7 domain-containing protein 2-like (gene iqsec2b). The coding region runs from base 35 to 2941 and encodes 968 amino acids. Gene Ontology annotation, molecular function: protein binding; guanyl-nucleotide exchange factor activity. The transcript has 13 exons. Lineage: Eukaryota; Metazoa; Chordata; Actinopteri; Carangiformes; Carangidae. The record is from RefSeq and is a predicted model, not a curated record. Gene Ontology annotation, biological process: regulation of ARF protein signal transduction; actin cytoskeleton organization.
UGCAAUAGGAGUUUACUGCUGAUAUAAGUCCACCAUGAGUUCCACUAAGAGAUGGCUAGUUCCACGCCGCUCUAAACUCUACAUUGUGGAAGGGGAGUCCCAGUGUCCAGAGACGGGCACCCACAAAGACAACCCUUUCAGCCAGACACCUUACCUGCGCGGCUCAGAACGCUACAGUGACAGCAGCAGCAGCGCACCCUCUGGUAGCAGGGGCCCUUCAUGUGUGGCUGCCUCCAGCUCAGCCAGCUUGGCCUGGGCGCUACGAACACGCCACCAGCCUGCGAGUUUGGCCCUCCGCAAGCAAGAGGAAGAGGAGAACAAGAGGUGCAAGGCCCUUUCAGACAGCUACGAGCUCUCGACAGAUCUGCAGGAUAAGAAGGUGGAGAUGCUGGAGAGAAAGUACGGUGGCUCCUUUGUAAGUCGCAGAGCAGCGAGGACCAUUCAGACAGCUUUCAGACAGUAUCGCAUGAACAAGAACUUUGAGCGCCUCAGAAGCUCGGCGUCAGAGAGCCGCAUGACACGGCGCAUCAUCCUGUCCAACAUGAGACUGCAGUAUUCCUUUGAUGAGCGACAGCCUCAGCAGCAGGCCCAGACACAGACCAACUUCACCCACAGUGUGGCCAUAGGGCCUCCUCAUUCCCCCGACACAGACCGCCCAGGAGACUACACCCACUUAGAGGACUCCUUCUCCAAACAGGUCAAGUCCUUAGCUGACUCAAUAGAUGAUGCCCUUACCUGCCGCGCGGGUCGCGAUGACUCCCAGGAGGGCAGCAGGGAGGGUGGAGGGAUAAGUGAAGACUUUGGGGAGUGUGUGUGGAGCAGCAGCAGCAACCCAUCCUCCCAAAGAGGUUUGGGAGAAAGAGCCAGAGGAGCUGGAGGAGGACUCAGUAUGCACGGCGACAGUACGGCCACCUCGUACAGUGACGUCACUCUUUACAUGGAUGAUGGCAUGCCGUCCUCGCCCUUGUCCCUUGACCGAGCGCCCAGCAGCACGGAUACAGAGUACUGGGGCCCCGGUGGUGGCGUCGGAGGACGUGAGGACAGCAGGGACACCGAGGGAGGGGGUAGCAGUAACAGUCGGCGCAGCACCCCAUGCACCGAGUGCAGGGACUAUCGUCUGAGGGGCGCACAUCUGCCCCUUCUCACUAUUGAGCCGCCCAGUGACAGCUCAGUGGACAUGAGUGACCGUUCAGACCGGGGCUCUCUGAGCAGACAGCUGGUCUAUGAGCAGGAGCCUGGGGUAGGAGCUGGCUCCCCUCAGGGAACCCUAAAACACUCCCCCAACACAGGCGCCCGCCCGUCCUCCACAGCAGCUGCCCAGGGUCAGACUCGGGCCCCGGGCAGACCCAUACCAACACACAUCCCUCACCAGGUGGCAGCUCACCACCACCACCACCACCAUCCUAUCCACCACCAUCAGUACCCUGACACACCUUCAUCCUCCUCGUCCCCGCAGCAGCCCCCCACCACCCCGCUCUCCUCCUCCUCCUCCACAGCUCUACCCCCCGGAGGUCUGGAGCAGCCGUGCUGCUCCGAUGGAGACAAUGACUCACUCAACUCCACAACCAAUUCCAAUGAGACAGUCAACUGCAGCUCGGGCUCCUCCUCUCAGGACAGCCUGCGGGAGCCUCUGCCUCCUCUGGGCAAGCAGACCUACCAGAGAGAGAGUCGCCAUAGCUGGGACUCUCCGCCCUUCAACAGUGAUGUGGUGCAGAGACGCCAGUACCGCAUAGGUCUCAACCUCUUCAACAAGAAGCCAGAGAAAGGAAUCCAGUACCUGAUUGAGAGAGGGUUUGUAUCUGACACUCCAGUCGGGAUUGCUCGCUUCAUCCUAGAGAGGAAAGGCCUCAGCAGGCAGAUGAUCGGAGAGUUCCUGGGAAACAGACAGAAACAAUUCAACAAAGAUGUUUUAGACUGUGUGGUGGAUGAGAUGGACUUCUCAGGUAUGGACCUGGAUGACGCUCUGAGGAAAUUCCAGGCUCAGAUUAAAGUCCAGGGAGAAGCCCAAAAAGUGGAGCGGCUCAUAGAGGCUUUCAGUCAGAGAUACUGUGUGUGUAAUCCAACCCUGGUUCGGCAGUUCCAGAACCCGGACACCAUCUUCAUCUUGGCCUUUGCCAUAAUCCUCCUGAACACAGACAUGUACAGUCCCAACGUCAAAGCCGAGAGGAAGAUGAAACUAGAGGAUUUCAUCAAGAAUUUGAGAGGCGUAGACAAUGGUCAGGAUAUACCCAGGGACCUGCUUGUUGGGAUCUACCAGCGGAUACAGAAAUGGGAGCUACGGACCAAUGAUGACCACGUAUCCCAAGUGCAGGCAGUGGAAAGAGUCAUUGUGGGCAAGAAGCCUGUGCUGUCCCUUCCCCAUCGUAGGCUGGUGUGUUGCUGCCAGCUCUAUGAGGUGCCUGACCCCAACAGACCUCAGAGGACAGGAGUACACCAACGAGAGGUCUUCCUCUUUAAUGACCUUCUGGUGGUGACCAAAAUCUUCCAGAAGAAGAAAACCUCAGUGACUUAUAGUUUCAGACAAUCUUUCCCUUUGGUUGAGAUGCAAGUGCACAUGUUCCAGAACUCAUACUACUCUCAUGGAGUCCGCCUGACCUCAGCAGUCCUGGGUGGGGAGAGGAAGGUUCUUAUCGUCUUUAUGGCACCCAGUCAGCAAGACCGCACCCGCUUUGUUAGUGACCUCAGGGAGAGUAUUGCUGAAGUGCAAGAGAUGGAAAAAUAUAGAGUUGAAUCGGAGCUGGAGAAACAGAAAGGUGUGAUGCGGCCAAGCUUGCUGACUGGAGGUGUGGUUGGAGGAGGCGUAGGUGUGAAGAGCGAUGUUGUGAAUGGCACCAUGGGAAGGACAAGUUUUGAUGACAACUGCUCGGUGGGUGAGGGUCUGAAACGCACAGCGCUCAGCUCAUCUCUCAGGGACCUAUCAGAGACAGGGCUCCAUCAUUAGCAGCCCACAGCCUCACCAGCGCUAUCCAGUGCCAGGUGUGGUUCCUGGCUGCUACGGAACAGAAGACUUCCGGCCUCACCG